UAAUAUUUUGUUUUCUAUCUCGGUCUGAUAAACAGAGGUGCAAGUGCAAUAGAGGACAUGAUUUGAUUAAUAAAGUCUCUGUAUUCGUAUUAAAAGAGUAAACUGUAGAAAGUUUAAUUCAUUAGCGGUAUAAUUAUUUGAAAAAUUAAUUAAUCGUUAAAGUUAGGAAUAGACAUUCCGGUCAGUUUCUAAACAGGGUUUGCCUGCUACCUGUUUUUUUUUUCAAUUGUGUUGCGUAUCUUUUUUUAUUAUGAGCUGUCAAAAAAAUAAUGGCUAAUGAGUACUAAAUUAUAAACUCCAAAAUACUUUCCAUAUCAAAACCGAAAAAAGUCUAUACGAAUAUCUAAAAAAAUGGAUGAUAAGUCGGCUGCGGGUGAGGGUUGUUACCAUCAAGCAAAAAAGUCAAAAUUAUCCGAAGAUCAUGAUUCUACGGAGGCCGUACAUUCUACGGUUGAUGAAUUUGAUAAACAGCUGUCUUCGUCAUCAAAGUUUAAACCUGAUGGACAUUUGGAAAGGGUUGCUACUACGGAACAAGAUUCCAUAAAGGAUGUUUCCAAUGCUACACUGCCAGUGGAAGUCCACCGUUCUUUGGAGCACGAACCUAUUAUGAUGAGUUUAGGCGACGAUGUAUUGUCCCUGCCCGUCGCCAAUAAAUCAAAUGAUGAGAAGCCAGCAAAUAUCGAAAAUGCUGGCACAGAAGAUAGAAAUCUUGCCGGAGUUCUUGAGGAACAAGCAGAGCGAUCAACGUCUGAACCUGUUGAGGAACCUGAAGAAGAGUCACAUGAUGAACGCCACACUGACGAGCCUAGACCAAGGAAUCGAUUCCGAGGUCGCAACUAUAGACUUAGAUCUGAUUCAUCGGAAUCUGAAAAUGAAGAUGCGGGAGAAAAUAAUCAAGACUUUGAAGCAAUCGUUAGGCGUCUUGUAGACGAAAUGAAUAAUGAGCACGGUACUGCAAGUGAUGACGAUGAUGGUAACGAGAACAACGAUGACGAUGACAGUGAUGAAAAUAGCACUGAUACUUCAUCAGCAGAUUCAGAUUCAUCACCGGUUUCUGAUGACGAUGACGACGACGACGAUGACGAUGAUGAUAACGAUAGCACUGAUAAUGGAUCCGACAACAACGCCAACGAGCAAGUAGAUGUAUCGAAUCUUCCAUUUAUGCAAACUGCCAACGUGAAGAGCAACUGGAACUAUUUUCGCGAGAUUCAACUUCGAUCAUUUGGGCUUUCAUAUCAGAAAACAACGUCACUCGGCGGCGUGCGAUAUAAUUCCAACCAGUUUCAAUCCCGUGCCUACGGUUCAAAGCACAUAGUUGAACGAUUAGCGCUACAGCAUCGACUGAGUAAACAUGGAGGCUGUGUAAAUAGCUUGAACUUCAACUCAUCCGGUACUCUGCUAGCUAGUGGAUCGGAUGAUUUAAAAAUUAACUUGUGGAAUUGGCAAACGGGAAAAUUAGUCCAAUCGAUUGCCAGCGAACACAGGAUGAAUGUAUUUCAAACCAAAUUUUUUGAAGCUAGCGGGUAUCGUAAUGAAAUAAAAAUUAUUUCAACAGGAAGAGACGGGCAGGUCCGACAAACGCGCGUUGGCCCCGCAGGAGAAAUUGAUCGAUCGAUCUUGUUCAAACAAAACCAACCGAUCCAUAAAAUUGCUAUACCAGCUCGAUCCCAGUUUGAGUUUCUAACAGCUUGUGAGGAUGGUUUAGUUAAAAGCUAUGAUUUACGAGACACUGUAGCUAAGAAGGUAACAAAAACAAAACGUAGACUUUACAGUAUCGCUACGCAUCCAUUCGAUCAUGAGUUUUGCGUUUCGGGCAACGAUGAAUCCGUCCGGGUGUACGACCGCCGUAAUGCUUCAAAGCCAAUGAAACUUCAUUAUGCUGCCCAUACUAAGGACGUUAAACAAAGGUUUACCAUAACUUGUGCUGUAUACAAUAACUUAGGAACCGAAAUUUUGGCUAGCUACAGUGAUGAAGAUGUCUUCCUGUUUGAUAACGUUCAGCAUGAAAAUGGAAAAUACAUACAUAAGUACACUGGACACUGUAACCGUAAAACCAUCAAAGGUGUUAACUUUUUCGGCCCCCAGUCAGAGUUUGUUGUUACUGGCAGUGAUUGUGGAAAUAUAUUUUUCUGGGACAAAGAAUCCGAAAUAAUUGUUAAUUGGAUGAAAGGAGACUACGCUGGCGUUGUUAACUGCUUGGAACCUCAUCCGGAAUUCCCUAUUAUGGCUACUUCCGGGUUAGAUCAUGACGUUAAAAUUUGGGUUCCUAAAGGAUCCGAUGAUGAGAACGAGCCACCUGUAUUUUCACGAGACGCGUUGAAGAAAUGCGUCCGACGGAAUUUACAAAUUCGACAGUCUAGUCGAUCGUUUAGCGAUGACGGGAUUCUGGAUUUUCUUAUGUUUCGUCAAGGGAUUGGUGGUCGGUUGCGACACCACUUCUCCUCGGACAGCGAAGAUCAAGCGGAUGGAGAUGGUAGUGUCGCCGGCGGGGGAGAAAGUCGUACCCGACGGCGUACAAGUGAUGAAGAGGAGGACAACACCAUGAUCCUGAGGUGUAAUCCUUCUUAAGCAUAAAAACGGUUUAGUGAACUUGUCGAACUAAUUUGCCUUUCCAGUGGCAGGCGGAAUGUGCAACUAUGUGAUUUUCCCUAAUAACCAGGGCUUAAAAUCGAGAUUUUAAGAAAUAAUCCUGUUUGCAUAGAAUUGUUCAUUCUGAAGGCUCUUAUGUUUUUCGCUUUUCCAUCUUUUCGAAUCGUUAGCAUAUAUGAACGGAUUGGUCAUUUUCUGUUACAACAUGUAAAUCCCAUAUGUUACAAGUUUUCCUUUGAUUUCUAUGCACCUAAAUUUAAGUAACUGCAAAACCGAAGUAAACCAGCGUUUUUUGAGUAAUUCAGAAAAAAAUCAGUUCUAAACAAAAACAAAUGCUGGUAGAAAAAUUUGCACGAGGCUGCAAACAAGCUAUUUUACUCAGAAAUAAAAAUGUUCUGUGAUUUAGCAGGUUGGCGAGGUGUUUUGAGUUACAAGUGUAAUUUUAGAAAAACCGAAUAAAUAACCAUGAUGUAAAAAGUA
Molecule: messenger RNA, 3069 nt
Organism: Wyeomyia smithii (pitcher-plant mosquito)
Lineage: Eukaryota; Metazoa; Arthropoda; Insecta; Diptera; Culicidae
Product: DDB1- and CUL4-associated factor 8
Exons: 8
Coding region: 352-2568 (738 amino acids)
Cellular component (GO): Cul4-RING E3 ubiquitin ligase complex; cytoplasm
Molecular function (GO): protein binding
Source: RefSeq, a predicted model, not a curated record